UUCUGUGACACUUGAGAGAAGUUGGAAGUUGUUAUGUUGUCAAGCUAGUGACUUGUUUUAGUAUGAACUGCACCGCUGACGUCAUUGUCUGAACAGAUACUAGUCAACAACGUCAACAGGUCCUCAAUGAUAGCAAAAGCCACGCAAGGAAAGAGGGUGACGGAGGUCAGUCAGGUGCAAAAAUACCAGUAUGGAUUGCAACGGAAACACUGAACUGACAAAGGAAAAGGAAGUGGUGUGUAAGAUGGGCAUCAUCGCGGAUGUACAAUAUGCUGAUAUAGAAGAUAGAUACAAUUUCCGGAAAACACGAUUAAGAUUUUAUCGAAAGGCCUUGACCUUGUUACAACGAGCCGUAUCAGACUGGACAGCGGAAGAAGCAAAUUGUGUCCUUCAACUUGGUGAUGUCAUCGACGGAUUCAACAAAGAGGAGAAGGCUUCGGAAAGUGCCUUAAGAACGGUUCUUGAAGUACUGAAAGCGUUUCCGGGUCCGAUAUAUCACACAUGGGGAAACCAUGAGCUCUAUAAUUUCACACAGGAAGAACUCAUGAGCACCCCUCUAUUUAGUGGUAACAUGCCGCAAUGCACAUGUCCAAAGGGGAAAUCUUACUACUCAUUCAGCAUACAUCGGAAGUUGAAAGUUGUCGUGCUUAACUGUUAUGAAAUAAGCAUGUUGGGAUUGUCAGAAGACUCGCCUGCUUAUAAAGAGGCCGAGACAAUAAUAAAGGGCAAUAAUCCAAAGGAGAAUUUGAACGAUCCUGACGGACUUCGUGGAAUGUGUCGUCGUUUCCUUAAGUUAAAUGGUGCAAUAUCAGGAACACAAAUGGACUGGUUGAAGGAACACCUUAGGGACGCUACAAAUAAGAGAGUAAAUGUUAUAAUCAUGGGUCACUGUCCUAUAUUUGAGCAUAGCGCAAACAAUAUGGAUUUAUUGUUAAACUGCACAGAUGCUAUGGAGGUCUUAACCGAUUUCAGUGACUGUGUCGUUUGUUACUUAGCUGGUCAUGACCACGAGGGUGGAAGUAGUGUAGAUUUUUCCGGUAUAUUGCACAUAACAUUUCCCGGAACUGUAGAGAGUCUUGAAACCGAUUCCUACGCUACAGCAUACCUUUACAACGACCAACUUGUUAUCAAGGGUAGAGGAAGUUACAACUCCUACAAAACUACAUUACGCUUUCCUCUUCAAGAAUAAUUUUAUCAUUUUUUUCAUUUCUCCUUUUUUCACUUAUAAAUCAAAUACACUAUUUUAUAUGUUACAUAUUUUGAAACAUUUUCCUCUAGUGCCUUAGAUACACUGCCAUUCUAUGUUACAUGUUGUAUUGGUAUAAAUAUUUUAUAUAAAUGAUUUGAAAGAUAAUUUGAUAUUGAACUUUGUUGACACGGAAUCGACUCACCACUGGGGAUAAAGAUCCUUUUUAAAAUUGAUAGAACACAAAUGUACGGAAGUCAAUUAGACAAAAGAAGAAAUAUAUUCAUAUCAACUCUGAAAAAAAUGUGUUAUUACUGUUAAUUAAUUUUUUAUUUCUCGUGAAGAUUCCAAACGCGUUAUAUUUUCAAACUACGUGGUGUUUUUUUUCAGUGGUCCAAUUCUGAUUCUUACAAAUGUAUUACAGCGUAAUAACAACCAUUAAUCAGCAAUAAUUUGUGAUUCUUGUUAGCCUUUUAUUAUAUACAUAUAUAUACAGAGAUCAAUUUACCAUUUAUUUUCACGGGUCCUUUUUAAGUUUGUUUUAGAAUAG
Ylistrum balloti is the source of this 1736-nucleotide messenger RNA. Its product is annotated as manganese-dependent ADP-ribose/CDP-alcohol diphosphatase-like. NCBI's taxonomy places the organism in Eukaryota, Metazoa, Mollusca, Bivalvia, Pectinida, Pectinidae. Gene Ontology annotation, molecular function: ADP-ribose diphosphatase activity; CDP-glycerol diphosphatase activity; 2',3'-cyclic-nucleotide 2'-phosphodiesterase activity. The transcript is spliced from 3 exons. The coding region runs from base 191 to 1189 and encodes 332 amino acids. The record is from RefSeq and is a predicted model, not a curated record.